CUUUGAUUUCAACUCUCUACAAGUGGCGGAGAAGGUCCCUCUUCAUUCUCUCUGUAAUUUUUAGCUAAAACUCCCUGAGAAUGGGGGACUGGAGUGCUCUGGGCCAUCUGCUGAACGAGGUCCAGGCCUACUCUACUGCCGGGGGGAAGGUCUGGCUGUCGGUCCUGUUCAUCUUCAGGAUCCUGGUCCUGGGCACUGCAGUGGAAUCAGCCUGGGGAGACGAGCAGUCUGCAUUCAAAUGUAACACACAGCAGCCUGGUUGUGAGAACGUCUGCUAUGACAAAUCUUUCCCCAUCUCCCAUGUCCGCUUCUGGGUCCUCCAGAUCAUCUUUGUGUCAACGCCCACACUUCUCUACCUGGCUCAUGUCCUCUACCUGAACAAGAAGGAACAGAAAUGCAACAAAAAUGACGGCGUCGAUAUCAACAUCCCGCUGAAGAAAAUUGAGAUGAAAAAGCACAGCAAAGUGAAGAUGAAAGGGCCCCUGCUCAGAACCUAUAUAGUCAGCAUUUUCUUCAAGUCUAUGUUCGAGGUGGGCUUCCUGGUCAUCCAGUGGUACAUUUACGGCUUCAGCCUUUCUGCAGUCUACACCUGUGAGAGGUCCCCAUGCCCCCACAGGGUGGACUGUUUCCUGUCCCGUCCCACAGAGAAGACAGUCUUCAUCAUCUUCAUGCUGGUGGUCUCGCUGGUGUCCCUGCUGCUCAACGUCAUCGAGCUUUUCCAUGUGUUUUUUAAGAGGAUCAAAGAUCGUGCGAAGGGCAAGCAACCACCCAUCCUCUACCCUUGUGCAGGCACAUUGAGCCCCACCCCUAAAGAGCUGUCCACCACCAAGAACGCCUACUGUAAGGGUUGUUCCUCCCUGACUGACCCGCUCUCACCCAUGUUCCCCCCAGGAUACAAACUGGCCAUAGGGGAGCGUGGAACUGGCUCAUGCAGCAAUUAUAAUAAGCAGGCCAAUGAGCAGAACUGGGCCAACUACUCCAUAGAGCAAAGCCAGCUCGGCCAGAAUGGCGAUUUCAGAACUAUGUCAAACUCCCAUGCACAAGCCUUUCACUUUCCAGAUGACACCCAAGAGCAUAAGAAACUUUCCUCAACAGCAGGACACGAGAUGCUGAUGGACGCCAGGCCGUGUAGCAGCAAGCCUAGGCCAGGUGACCUGGAUGUGUAAGCCCUGGUUCCUCCUCCUCCUCCUCCUCCUCCUCCUCCUCCUCCUCCCACCUCUGUGUGGCUGCAGCAAGAGAAUAAGGAAACACUCCAUCACAUAGGUUCAUGUAAGAUGUGGGGCUGACCUCAAUCACUGUCUUCAGAAUAGAGACUCUUA
Molecule: messenger RNA, 1319 nt
Organism: Sander lucioperca (pikeperch)
Lineage: Eukaryota; Metazoa; Chordata; Actinopteri; Perciformes; Percidae
Product: gap junction alpha-1 protein-like
Exons: 2
Coding region: 81-1166 (361 amino acids)
Biological process (GO): cell communication
Cellular component (GO): connexin complex
Source: RefSeq, a predicted model, not a curated record